Molecule: messenger RNA, 1233 nt
Organism: Numida meleagris (helmeted guineafowl)
Lineage: Eukaryota; Metazoa; Chordata; Aves; Galliformes; Numididae
Product: mitogen-activated protein kinase kinase kinase 6-like
Exons: 3
Coding region: 209-793 (194 amino acids)
Biological process (GO): cellular response to stress
Molecular function (GO): MAP kinase kinase kinase activity
Source: RefSeq, a predicted model, not a curated record
GCGGGGCGGAGCGGAGCGAGGUGCGGGGGGAACCGGAGCCACAGAGCGGGCUGUGCCGGCACGGAGCGGGACCGGAGGCGGCGGGUUCAGUCUCUCCUGGCGCACGGUUUGAGUUUUCCCAGCGCAGAUUUUGGCGCUCUCCCGGCGCAAAGUUUGGCCUUUCUCCGCGCAGGAUUUGGGGCUCUCUCAGCGUGGCUUUGGCCUUCUCAUGGUGCAGCUAUUGGGGCUCUCCGGGUGCAGAUUUCAACGCUCAGCAUCACCCCGAACCUCCCCUACCCCGCAGCCCAUGGCAGCCCCUCGUGCGGGCAGCUGCUGGCAGGACCCGCUGGCGGUGGCGGGGUCCCCGUGCCGCCCGGUGUGCGGGACGCGGCGGCGGCGGGCGCUGAGCGUGGUGUGCGUGCCGAGCUGCCCGGCGGCCUCGUGCCCGGCGCUGCGCUGCCUGCGGGACGCCUGCCACCAGCUGCGGGGCCGCCUGCACACCGUGCCCUUCGGCCGCCUGGCGCUGGGGGACACCGCGGCCCUGGAGCGCUUCUAUAACGCAGACGUGGCCGUGGUGGAGCUGAGCGAUGCCGUCUGCCAGCCCUCGCUCUUCUACCACCUGGGGGUCCGCGAGAGCUCCGACAUGCCCCACAACGUGCUGCUGUGCUGCCGCGCCGCGCUGCCCGCCCUGCGGGCCCUGCAGGUGAGCGGGGACGGCCACGGGCGCUCCUGGCUGAGCAGCACCCAAGGGAGCGGGGGGGAGGGGCACAGGGGGUGGACGGCUCGGUGCUAUCGCCAUCCGUCCCCACCCUGAGCCUGGAUGAGUUCCCGUGGUUGCAUCCAUCCGGUGCCCAGAGGGGAUGGGGAGGGGGUGACCCCGAUGUGUCCCAGUGGGGAGGGAGAGGGGCUGACCCCGGUGUGUCCCAAAGGGGAUGGGGAGGGGGUGAUCCCUGUGUGCCCCAGAGCCCAAAUCCAGGAAAAUUCAGGCGCUUUCCUGGGAAACACCGAACCCGUGGAAGCCAGCGGGGCCAGCGGGAGGGCGGCUGGGGAGAAGCGUGGAGGGGAGCGCGUCCAAAUCGUCCCCCAGUGUCACCGCGGCACGAGGGAGCCCAAGGGCACCCACUCAGAGCCCAUUUUUCGCAGGGUGUGGGGGGAGGGCUGUGUGCGGCCCUGCCUGGGGUCGGGGCCAUCUCCGGGCGACUUUGACCCCGGAUCCUGAAAUCAGCUGAGUUCUUUUGCGCCAGAGCUCCUCAC